Xiphophorus hellerii (green swordtail) is the source of this 1204-nucleotide messenger RNA. RefSeq names its product deoxyribonuclease I-like 1 (gene dnase1l1). The record is from RefSeq and is a predicted model, not a curated record. Gene Ontology annotation, cellular component: nucleus. Bases 112 to 1074 code for a protein of 320 amino acids. NCBI's taxonomy places the organism in Eukaryota, Metazoa, Chordata, Actinopteri, Cyprinodontiformes, Poeciliidae. The transcript has 10 exons. Gene Ontology annotation, molecular function: deoxyribonuclease I activity; DNA binding. Gene Ontology annotation, biological process: DNA catabolic process.
CCCACCCCCAGGAAACAAAGAAAGCCGCCCUAGUUUUGAGUUUCAGCGGAGAGAAGACGGAGAGAAAACAAGGCUAGCACUGCUCCUGCGACACAAGAAGCAAGAACAGCUAUGACGUCCGUGUCCCUCCUGCUGUCCCUCCUGCUGUCCCUCCUGCUGGGUGUGGCUGAUGUUCGAGGAGGGUCAGAGUUCAGAAUCUGUGCCUUCAAUCUUCAUCAUUUCGGGGAAUCCAAAUCUAACAAGAACGAGAUCAUGAUAACUCUGGCCAGGAUCAUUACUCGCUGUGACGUGUGUUUGCUUCAGGAGGUCAGAGACCGUAAAGGAACAGCCGUAUCAAAGCUGCUUCAAACGAUCAGAAGGUAUGACACGAGGAACCAGUAUGACCUUUUGGCCAGUGAGAGGCUGGGCAGGAAGGGGUCAUACCAGGAGCAGUACGUGUUCGUCUACAGGACCAACACUGUGAAGGUUACUGAUCGGUAUCAGUACCCAGAUAAUAUGCCAGGAGAUGAAGAUGCUUUCUCCAGAGAACCUUUUGUUGUUCGCUUCAAAGCCCCAAAGACCUCUAUACAGGAGUUUGUUCUCAUCCCUCAACACACCACUCCGACCAACGCCACUAAAGAGCUGGAUGCCCUGUAUGACGUCCUGCAGAACGUGAGAAGGAUGUGGAGAACCGAGAACGUGAUGCUUCUCGGGGACUUCAACGCCGACUGUGGUUACCUGGCAAAGAAGAACCGGGACAAAGUGCGUCUGAUUACAGACAGGAGCCUCCAUUGGCUGAUAGGAGAGAACAGCGACACCACCGUGAAACACAGCACGUCCUGCUCCUACGACAGGAUUGUCAUCCAUGGAGAAAAGUUUAACGGAGCAGUUGUCCCUUCCUCAGCCCAGCCAUUUAACUUCCAACAGGAGUACAGACUAACAGAAGAACAGGCGCUAAAUGUGAGCGACCAUUACCCAGUGGAGGUCCUGCUGAAGGUCAGCAGUUCCAGAUCCUUCAAUGGAGUCACUUCCUUUACAAGCAGCUUCACUGUGUUUCAGUGUUUCUGCCUUAUAAUCUGUCACGUGUUGUCAUAGCAACUGGACAGCGAAUGUAUUGAGAUGUUUUAUAGCUCACCUCUCAACACAUUCAACCUGAGUUCAACUUUAAAACCUUUUGAUUUCUAGUCCUAGAAAAUGAAAUAAUAUGCAUGUUUUUUUUUUCUCU